AUUACAACCUUGUAUGACUCUGUCUCGUGCCGGCUUCUGUCCGAACUACCCUGAGGGCUCUGGCGGCUACGUCCAGUGUAGGCACUGUGAAUUGACCAGGUGUCACGUAGGUUGACUCACAGUCUGCCGCAUCACAAUUUUGGCGUCCGCGACAGGACUCCACGCUGACAGAGUUCUCAGGGCUCGGUGCUAGCAUGAGCGGAGAGUUGGAAAAGUGGAUAGCGCUUGGGAGAUCACUAGGAGUGCGCGACGACGAGCUGAGGGAAUGGGUCGAGGAGCAGAGAGCAAUGGAGAGACAGACGAGGGCAGAGGAGCGGGCUGCGCGAGCAGCAGAGAGGCAGUUGGACGAACGAGUACUGCUAGCUGAGGAGCGUGUACUCGCGUUGUGGGUCCAAGCCGCGAAUCAGGCCACAGCAGCCGUUGGCCCUGACUCGAGCAGCACAGCUAGUGAAAGGUUUCGACCGGGUUCGCACAAAGUGAUGCCUGUCUUUGACGAAAAGAGGGAUGACCUAGAUGCCUAUUUACAUAGGUUUGAAAUAGUGGCAGAAGGACUGCGUUGGCCCAAGGAGCAGUGGGCAACAGCCUUAAGUUUAUCUCUGGCGGGAGAAGCGCUGGCGGUGUUUGGACGGCUGUCGCCACAAGAGUCUAACGAUUACGAGAACGUCCGAGAUGCCCUGUUAGAGACAUUUCGAUAUACCGCAGAAGGGUUUCGGGAAAAGUUCAGGUCAUCGACGCCCGAUAAGAAAGAGACAGCCAAGCAAUUUGGGGCACGCCUCACGCACUUCUUCGAUAAGUGGGUGGAGACAUCCGAAACACCUAAGGAGUUCACGUCGCUGCGUGAUUUAAUGUUACGGGAGCAGUUUCUUUUGAAGUGUCCUCCAGCGUUGGCCGUAUUUUUGAAAGAAGGUGAAUGUGAGACCCUUGAUGAAACUUGUAAACGGGCUGAUAAAUAUCUGGAAGCUCAGGGUCUGAGGACUAUGGGAAAGGCCGAGGAGGAGCCAGUAGCACCUAAGAGUGUCGCGAGAAAGCCUACAGGUUGUAUGUUGCGUGGCGAGAUGGGGCACAGAGCCUCGGAUUGUAGGACAGCCUUCACUAGGCAAAGGCAAGGCGCCUGUUGGUCAUGUGGAGAGACAGGACAUAGGUCAGUGAAUUGUCCGAAGAGAGGACUGGAAAGCGGCGCUAAGAACGCUUGUGUUAUGGGUGUUGGUUCAGGUCUUGUGAACUAUGGUAGCGUUAGUUAUCGUGAGCAGCCGCUCGAGGGUCGGUACACAGGAUGCACCACGGUACCCAAAGAGUAUCUAGUAAAUGCUGUGCAUUCCAGAAAUGGUGACCGGCGUACAACGCUACGGUGGAGUAAAGGUAGAGUCAAUGGGCAGUCUGUCGAGGUACUCCGGGAUACCGGUUCAAACAUGGUCAUAGUGAGGAGAGGUCUGGUAAAAGACAGCCAGCUGACUGGUCGUUAUGUGGUGGUACGUUUGGCGGACGGGACGCCGCGCUGGCUACCAGAGGCAGUCAUAAGUAUUGCGACGCCGUAUUUGUCGGGGAAUGUGGUGGCGUACUGCAUGAAUGCGCCGAUAGGUGACUUACUGGUGGGCAAUGUUACGGGCACGAGGAGAACGGAGCGGAAGUCUCCGGAGCCUGCAAAAUACUCAAGAAGUGGGGCCCAUGCAGUCGUAGGUGCUGUUCCACACAGAUCGAGGGAAUUCGAUUGUGCUAAACGGUCAAAGGCAACUCAGAUUUGCCCCUGGUUACACAACUCCGGUGCGAAAGAACAGUUGAGGCGUCAACAAUGUAUAGACAAAGGUGACUACAGGGGUUUUGGUUCCAACAGCAGACAGUGUACUCCAGUGAAUGAGAGUAGAGCACGGGGUAUUUGGGCUGGCCAGCAGGCCGGCGUCAGACGUUGCUAUAGAGAACGUUGUACUAGCGGUACUAUGACGGGGAGAGCAUGGUACAGAAGUGAAAAGGGCAAUACAUAAGUGGUGUACAAACGGUUUAGGCAGUAUAGUAAGUCUGUGGUUUCGUUGUGACCAGCAUUCUUGUGGAGGGGCUUGGUUACAAGUAUGUGGUGUGUCUUUGUAUUUUGCAGAAUUGCAAAUAUGUAUCUAUACAGCUUGAGAGGAAACGACAGUAGCGCGCGCUCUUGAAAGUGGGUCGCAUGCAGGCUUCGAAAGUUGUUCGUCAGAAGGGAGUCUGAGAGUUGUUGAACUGACAUUUUCUUGGAAUGUAUAUGUCGUUUCGCAAAUCGUUUUCAUUCAAAUCGCUCCAUUUUCAUCGGGUUCAUGUAGUGUGCUACACCCCGGCAGUCGGAUUUGUACGGGUUGUGCACGGCUGGACCAGAGUGUGUGUAUUGACGUUGAUGUUUCGCACUAUAGCUAAAGUGACGUAACGCUUUGUGUUUCUUUGAAUCUAUAUAUUUGGUUGACAGUUUGCAGUCAGAGGUGGCUAGGAAUGGUCAUUGAUAUGUUUACGUCUACUUUAACGGGCAUGGUAUUGAGACAUUGGUAUCGUAUCAGUACAUUGAUAUUUAGAAGAAUGGACAAGAAGGACAUUUCGGUUUUCUAUAUGGCGGCAGCAAAGUGCAAAGUGUCUGGAUUAAUGUUUUGUGACGUGGAAUUGUGAUUUUCUGAAGACAUUGAACAAUUUGUGGUUGUGCAAUGUCUUGCGACGUGGGGGGUUAAUGUCAUCGUUGUGGUCACUCCUGGGGAAAGAAGAAGCUCGGGGAAAAACGCGCAAGGUGAAAAGUGUGACGUAACGGGCACGGACAGAGGUGCACGGGGGAUUGUGUUCUGGAAGAGAAGAUCCCUGGCUGACUGUCGGCAUCGUCUUGUGGGUCAUACCGCCUGGCUCUGGGUUUCAACGUCCACCUGGUCCCUGGGUUCCUGGUGCUGGCUGCGGGUCUGCCCUACCAGGUUCUGACUGCUGGUGUGCUCACCGGGUCCUUGUCUCUGGCUCUGGUUGCGUGUUUGCUGGCGUUGUCCGCCCCCGAGGGUUACCCACGCUCACAGGGUACCAUCCAACAUCAUUAGGUGGAUCCAAAGAUACUUAUCCAGUCGUAGGCAAUUUGUGGACAUAAGUGGAACACUACCGGACCUUCUAGAAGUCAAAUCGGGUGUUCCCCAAGGAAGGCAGCCAGCCGGAAUAUCCUGAAAAACCAACUUCUGCCGUCUAGCUCUCGACCAGCAGGCAAUAGAGAACACGCGGUAUAAAGACCUUGGAAGACUGGAGAACAUGCACAAGGUGUCAAGUGAGGGGUUUGCAAGGAUCGAGUCCCAUGCCAUGACAGGGGAACGACUCUGGAUGUGGCUUUUCUGGCAGCUUACAGGCAUCAUAUUCGCAAGUGUCGUUUCGGCUUGGAUCCUAUCUGAUACACCUGUGAAGAAACUGGGCGAAGCUACUGACGAACUGGGAUGGACUCGCAGAGAACUAGAAUUGGCUUCUGCCAAACAAGAAGAGACUAGAAGCAAACUACAGCAGCAAGGGAUUGAACUGGAGGAGACGCGUAACGAACUCAAGCGCACUAAUGACAAGCUAGAGCGAGCUACUAUUGAACUGGAGGAGACUACUGGCGAACUAGGACGGACUCGCAGAGAACUAGAAUUGGCUUCUGCCAAACAAGAAGAGACUAGAAGCAAACUACAGCAGCAAGGGAUUGAACUGGAGGAGACGCGUAACGAACUCAAGCGCACUAAUGACAAGCUAGAGCGAGCUACUAUUGAGCUGAAGGAGACUACUGGUGAACUGCAGCACACACAUAUAGCACUCAAGUUCACCGCUACAGAACUGGAACGGACCCGUGGCGAACUGCAGCGGACUACUGAUCAACUGCGUCAGGCUACUGGAGAUAUGGUGCGGCACGAUAGCAGACAGGAGA
Messenger RNA from Ornithodoros turicata, 3874 nucleotides. RefSeq lists its product as uncharacterized. The record is from RefSeq and is a predicted model, not a curated record. Bases 195 to 1979 code for a protein of 594 amino acids. The transcript has 3 exons. Gene Ontology annotation, molecular function: zinc ion binding; nucleic acid binding. Lineage: Eukaryota; Metazoa; Arthropoda; Arachnida; Ixodida; Argasidae.